Molecule: messenger RNA, 981 nt
Organism: Manihot esculenta (cassava)
Lineage: Eukaryota; Viridiplantae; Streptophyta; Magnoliopsida; Malpighiales; Euphorbiaceae
Product: ethylene-responsive transcription factor ERF017
Exons: 1
Coding region: 89-718 (209 amino acids)
Biological process (GO): regulation of DNA-templated transcription
Molecular function (GO): DNA-binding transcription factor activity; DNA binding
Source: RefSeq, a predicted model, not a curated record
CCAUUUUCAUUGUCCACCGUAAUCCGCUCAAUUUUCCUUCCCGACGGUUCUCGAAUAUAUAUUUUUUUUUGGUAAGAAGACGAAGCCAAUGGUGAAACCAGGAACAUCAUCGGAGCAGCCAUCAUCAGACAAGAAUCAUGAACCCAAGUACAAAGGUGUACGGAAACGAAAAUGGGGGAAAUGGGUGUCUGAAAUCAGACUUCCGAACAGCCGAGAAAGGAUAUGGUUAGGAUCUUUUGAUACAGCAGAAAAGGCUGCGCUUGCAUUCGAUGCUGCUUUGUAUUGUCUGCGUGGUCGAGAAGCGAAAUUCAACUUCCCUGAUAAUCCACCAAACAUUGCCGGCGGGCAGUCACUGAGUCCACAGGAAAUCCAAGUGGUUGCAGCGAGGUUUGCGAAUGAAAACUCAAGAAUGAUAAGGAGUACAACUACUAGCGUAGGUGAAUCAUCAUCAUCGCAAGUGAUGGAUCAGUGCUUGUCGUCAUCGUCGGAUGGGGCGGCGCAGGUGGAUAGUGAUACCAUAGAUUGGUCAUCGAUUCUGAAUGAGUUGGACUCUACUGAGGGAGCUCCGGAGUAUGGAAUGUAUCCAGGGUUGGGCAACCAGUAUUAUCCAUCACAGCCAUAUGUUUUUGAUGAUUAUCAUAUCAAUAAUGGGAAUAAUGAUGACAAUCAAAAUGGGGAUGAGGCUUAUUCCCACCAAUCAUUUCUCUGGAACUUUUGAAGAUUUUCACGGAGAAUUUUAUCAGGAAUCCGGCGAAUUUUAGCUGCCGGACUCGCUGAUUCCUAUUUUUGCAUGGUUCAUCGAAUUAAUUAUAAUACUACCAAGUCUGGCGAGAAUUUGAUGCCUAGUAGUCACAAGAGGGAAAUGGACAAAUUUUUUUCCUGUCCCAUAUCAAAAUUAAAUGUAUACAUCCAGUUGCGAGAUAGAUUUAUCUCCUAAAAUUAAAUAAUUGUGUAUAUUUAUAACCCUAAUUUUUUUUUUUU